ACACUGCAGAUGGAGAAGAUCAAGGCCCGUUUGAAGGCUGAGUUUGAGGCCCUUGAGUCAGAAGAGAGGCACCUGAAGGAAUACAAGCAGGAGAUGGACCUCCUUCUACAGGAAAAGAUGGCCCAUGUGGAAGAACUCCGACUGAUUCAUGCUGACAUCAACGUGAUGGAAAACACCAUCAAACAGUCUGAGAAUGACCUAAACAAGCUGCUAGAGUCUACCCGGAGGCUACAUGAUGAGUAUAAGCCACUCAAAGAACAUGUGGAUGCCCUGCGUAUGACUCUGGGUCUGCAGAGGCUCCCUGACCUAUGUGAAGAGGAGGAAAAACUCUCCUUGGAUUACUUUGAGAAGCAGAAGGCAGAGUGGCAGACGGAACCUCAGGAGCCCCCCAUUCCUGAGUCCCUGGCCGCUGCAGCCGCUGCUGCACAACAACUCCAAGUGGCUAGGAAGCAGGACACUCGGCAGACAGCCACCUUCAGGCAGCAGCCCCCACCUAUGAAGAAAAAGGAAGAUAAGUACUAA
Sorex araneus (European shrew) is the source of this 522-nucleotide messenger RNA. Its product is annotated as zinc finger C4H2 domain-containing protein-like. The record is from RefSeq and is a predicted model, not a curated record. The coding region runs from base 10 to 522 and encodes 170 amino acids. The transcript is spliced from 4 exons. Gene Ontology annotation, biological process: positive regulation of neuron differentiation. Gene Ontology annotation, cellular component: nucleus. Lineage: Eukaryota; Metazoa; Chordata; Mammalia; Eulipotyphla; Soricidae.